GCAAACAACAAGCCCAGACACCCGGGUACGCCGACCUAUCAACGAACACACACCCCUGCGACGCCAGCUACAGCGGAUACGACGUGGUGCAUCUCGUGGGCAAAACAAACGCGCACACAGACCACAGCCACACCGCUUACUCACAGCUAGGCAGCGGCGGAGAUUACGACACAUUGGACCUCACCGACACAACAUACGACAAAGCCACCUUACAGCAGCGGGUGAGUGGGGCUGAGUUCUUGACUAGCGGUGCGGAGUAUCACUCGGUCGUGUCUAAUGCUCUCACGGAGGUUGCAUGA
Molecule: messenger RNA, 299 nt
Organism: Sphaeroforma arctica JP610
Lineage: Eukaryota; Ichthyosporea; Ichthyophonida
Exons: 1
Source: RefSeq, a predicted model, not a curated record